AAGGUUUUCAUAGCAGAAAUACUUUUAGAGGUCUUACCAGAGAAUUUUAAUAUUAAAUUAAUAUUAAGUUAACAUGCUCUGAUUUUACUAUAAUGUCUAAUUCGGUACGGUCGGUAUUUAAAGUAAUAAUCUAUCGAUUGGUAGUCAAAAGCUCAAUGAACCAACCCGGUGCUCAAUGAUUAAAAGUAUCGACUAUAAAUGAUACUAUCGGCUCAUCGUUAUUGACCCUUGUUAUCAAACUUCAGAAAAGUACCUUUAAGUUUAAAUAAUACCUCGUGCGGCUGCUUACUUGUACAAUAUUUAGUAUUGUAGAUGACUGGAGUAAAAUUAAAUAAAAAGUAAUUGCAACUUUUUAAUCAGUUCUCUUAAAGGAAGUGGUCGUGUCAGAUGACAUUUUUUGAGUAGUAAUUAACAAACACAUAUGACCCAAUAACAUACAUAUUUUGGAUAUACAUAUACUUCUGGCCGGUUAGAAAAUAUAUUACCUGUAUGAUAAGGAAAAUAUUUGAUUCUAGUCAACUUUAACAAACAAAAUAAACCAUCAUGACUACCCUGCUUCCUGGAAAUAUCGUCUAUGCUGGACCAAUUACAUGCACUGAAACACAUGCAUACAAGUCCUUAGGACAUUAUAUUCUCGAGAAAUAUAAGAGUCAAGGUACCCAAACAAUAAUGAUUGACGCUGUAACCGGACAAGAGUAUACGGCUAAAUAUAUGUAUGACUCCGUUGUGCGCAUGGCUCAUGUAUUGCAACAUUUAGGUAUCGAAGCUGGAGAUGUUGUAGGAUUGUCUAGUGAAAAUAAUGUACGUUUCGCUAUUACCUUGUAUGCUUCAUUCGCCAUUAACGCUGCGGUUGCUCCCCUAAACGUAACUUAUUCUGAACGCGAAGUUCAUCACGCAAUUAACUUGUCUAAGCCGAAAAUAAUAUUCGCUUCAAAAUUUACAGUAAAUGUUAUUGAAAAAGUGGCAAAAAAUAACAGUUUCGUAAAUUCAAUUGUUGUAUUUGACACUAAUAAUUCAAAUGACAAAAUUUUAAAUUUUGAUGAGCUUAUGAACAGUACAAAAAUUAUAUCAAAAGACUACUUUGAUACGCCGACAGCGAAUAAAAAAGAUGAUGUCGCACUGAUAGUCUGCUCCUCUGGCACCACCGGCUUGCCGAAAGGAGUGCAACUAACACAACAAAACAUUCUUUCUACACUGGAUUCGAAUCUUGAACCUACAUCUAUUCAAAUGGGGGAGGCUACAUUACUCACAGUUAUACCCUGGUUUCACUCAUUUGGCUGCCUUACAUUAAUUACAGCAACAGUUUUAGGAACCACCUUAGUGUACUUGCCUAAAUUUGAGGAACACCUUUUCUUGGGAGCCAUUGAGAAAUAUCGCGUUUUGAUGGCGUUUAUGGUGCCGCCAUUAAUGGUAUUCUUGGCUAAACAUCCACUUGUGGAUAAAUAUGAUUUGUCAUCACUGAUGGUUUUGCUCUGCGGUGCAGCACCACUUAGCAAGGAGACUCAGGAUUUGAUUACAGAGAGGAUUGGAGUGCCUAUCAUUCGUCAAGGUUAUGGUUUAAGUGAGUCGACGCUUAGUCUGUUGGUACAAAAUGAUGGGGCUUGCAAACCGGGAAGUGUGGGCAGCGUUAAAUUGGGUAUUUACGCUAAAGUUAUUGAUACCGAAACUGGUAAAACUCUUGGUCCCAAUCAACGAGGCGAACUGUGUUUCAAAGGCGAUUGUAUUAUGAAAGGUUACGUAGGGGAUACUAAAUCUACGCAAUCUAUGAUACAAGAUGGAUGGCUGCAUACCGGUGAUAUUGGUUAUUUUGACGACGAUUUCGAGUUUUUCAUAGUGGAUCGAAUUAAGGAACUCAUUAAAUAUAAAGGUUUCCAAGUGCCACCAGCAGAAAUUGAAGCUUUAUUGUUGACACAUAGAAAAAUUAAAGAUGCGGCAGUCAUUGGAAAGCCGGACGAAGAGUCUGGAGAAUUACCGUUGGCAUUUGUUGUUAAACAACCGAAUGCUGUGCUAAGCGAAGAUGAUGUUAUUAAAUUUGUAGCAGAGAACGCGUCGCCAGCGAAACGCUUGCGUGGUGGUGUAAUUUUCGUCGACGAUAUUCCAAAAAACCCGAGUGGUAAAAUUUUACGUCGCGAGUUAAGAGAAAUGCUCAAAAAUCGUCAAUCAAAACUAUAAAGUUUCUGCUUCGUUUAUAGAUACAUAUGAUAUGUACGCAAAAAUAAAAUAACUUGCAUUUAAUUUUUUAAUAAAAUUUGAGGUAUAGGGAAGCAACCUUUUUACAAGGGUGAAAAACGGAAUGAAAUAUUUAUGAUUUUGCAUAUGGUUACGUCGUUUAUUGAUUAUGAGGUGUAGCUUAAUUAUAAAAUUCUAAACUAAAAACGGAUUAUAAUGGAUAUGAGUAUUUUAAUAUUAAUUAAAAAUAAAAAAGGACGAAAAUGGCAUA
This is a messenger RNA of Bactrocera oleae (olive fruit fly), 2440 nucleotides long. RefSeq names its product luciferin 4-monooxygenase. Gene Ontology annotation, biological process: long-chain fatty acid metabolic process; fatty-acyl-CoA biosynthetic process. Gene Ontology annotation, molecular function: long-chain fatty acid-CoA ligase activity. Lineage: Eukaryota; Metazoa; Arthropoda; Insecta; Diptera; Tephritidae. The record is from RefSeq and is a predicted model, not a curated record.